AUGCUGAACGAGCAAGCUAUCAUUGCUUCCAUCUCCGAGCAUUUCAAGGUACCGCCUGGUACCAUAGGUCCUUUCGAAUUUAACGACGAGGUAUGCGAGAAGAAGGCAAUGUUUCUCGUGGACAGUCGUCCCUACAUGCUCACAGUGCGACCGUGCGCAUUGCACAUUGAUGAGAAGUUAACCAGGAGCGAGAAAGAAAGGUUGAAGAACCAGUAUGAACUCCUAAAGUAUAUCGACGAGUGCUUCCGCAUACCAGUUCCGGAGGCUAUUAUGUACCGCCACGACGCAGCGGUGGGUGCCGAGUGGAUGGUCCGGUCUCACAUUCCCGGCCGUCCCCUCCCCGAGGUCUGGGUAAACAUGACGAGCGAAGAAAAGCGAAAAGUAUGCAUCCGCAUCGGCGAGAUCUGGGCAACCCUGCUUUCAAAGAGAUGGCGCAAUGACGGGAUCAGAUGGGCCUGCGAUUACGACAGUAGCAAAGGCGGCCUCCUUCCCCUCGAAAGCCUUCCCGAGCGCGGAACCGGUCGAUGGAGCAGCAUUGGGGACAUGGACUUUCUCGUGCAGACAGCGACUGUUCGCCGCAAGAUCGAUGGCGUGUGGACGCCCGUCGCACCCCACGAGCGCGCCGAUGUGGGUGCCGUCGUCUCCCGGAUCCGGACCGCGCCCAUCCUGGCCAGCGACCAUCUGAGGGCGAUACGCAACUUUGCCAUUGAGCACCCCGAGUUUCGUCCAGACGUCAUCCUGGUUGACUCGUCAGAUUACUCAAAGGUUACCGGCGUAGUCGGAUGGGAGUACCACUACAUGGUCCCGGUAUACGCGCUGAGAUUUUGGUUCUUCAAAGACCGCAAUCGCUUUGGAGGUUACGCUGUGGAUGUCUUGAACGUACUCAUCAUGAGAGUUGUCUAUGAGAACCUCCCCGAACUCCGGCUUCUGACGAGCACGGACGCUGUACCACUGUUUCACCUGUAUAACUUGGCCUUGCGGAGUCGUAAUUGGAGGAAGCUCGGCCUGAAUAUCAACAGUGGCUCUUACAUAGUGAAUAAGCAAAAGUAG
This is a messenger RNA of Gloeophyllum trabeum ATCC 11539, 1050 nucleotides long. RefSeq lists its product as uncharacterized. The record is from RefSeq and is a predicted model, not a curated record. The transcript has 5 exons. NCBI's taxonomy places the organism in Eukaryota, Fungi, Basidiomycota, Agaricomycetes, Gloeophyllales, Gloeophyllaceae. Bases 1 to 1050 code for a protein of 349 amino acids.